Molecule: messenger RNA, 1293 nt
Organism: Tauraco erythrolophus (red-crested turaco)
Lineage: Eukaryota; Metazoa; Chordata; Aves; Musophagiformes; Musophagidae
Source: RefSeq, a predicted model, not a curated record
UACCUUGACAAUGUACUUUCAGCAAGCGUGGAGGGAUAAGAGGCUGUCAUAUAAUGUAAUACCUCUAAACCUUACUCUGGACAACAGAGUAGCUGAUCAACUGUGGGUUCCUGAUACCUAUUUUCUGAAUGACAAGAAGUCAUUUGUACAUGGUGUCACUGUGAAGAACAGAAUGAUCCGUUUGCAUCCAGAUGGGACAGUCCUUUAUGGACUCAGAAUUACAACAACAGCUGCUUGUAUGAUGGACCUACGGAGAUAUCCGCUGGAUGAGCAGAACUGCACGCUGGAGAUUGAGAGCUAUGGCUAUACAACAGAUGACAUUGAGUUUUACUGGCGUGGGGGUGAUAAUGCAGUCACGGGAGUGACAAAGAUCGAACUGCCACAGUUCUCCAUUGUAGACUACAAGCUUAUCACCAAGAAUGUUGUUUUCUCUACAGGUGCCUACCCAAGGCUUUCUCUCAGCUUUAAACUUAAGAGAAACAUUGGUUACUUCAUUCUGCAGACCUACAUGCCUUCUAUUCUGAUCACUAUCCUAUCCUGGGUUUCCUUCUGGAUUAAUUAUGAUGCUUCUGCUGCAAGAGUUGCUUUAGGAAUCACAACUGUGCUCACAAUGACAACAAUUAACACCCAUCUUCGAGAGACUCUUCCCAAAAUUCCAUAUGUGAAAGCCAUUGACAUGUACCUUAUGGGAUGCUUUGUCUUCGUUUUCAUGGCUCUGCUGGAGUAUGCGUUGGUCAACUACAUCUUCUUUGGCAGGGGACCUCAACGUCAAAAGAAAGCGGCAGAAAAGGCCGCCAGUGCCAACAAUGAGAAGCUGCGAAUGGAUGUCAAUAAGGACAGAAGAAUAAUUGGCACAUAUCAUUGUCCAGAAAUGUAUUCAACAAAGAUGGAUCCACAUGAAAAUAUUUUGUUGAGCACACUUGAAAUUAAAAAUGAGAUGGCUGCCUCUGAGGCUGUGAUGGGGCUUGGGGACCCUAGAAGCACUAUGCUGGCCUAUGACACUUCGAGCAUCCAGUACCGGAAAGCUGGCUUACCCAGACACAGCUUUGGUCGCAACGCCCUGGAGCGACAUGUGGCACAGAAGAAAAGCAGACUACGGAGACGUGCAUCUCAACUGAAAAUUACCAUUCCUGACUUGACUGAUGUAAAUGCCAUAGAUCGAUGGUCGCGCAUAUUCUUCCCUGUUGUUUUUUCCUUCUUCAAUAUUGUCUAUUGGCUUUACUAUGUGAACUAAGAAACAAAGCCACCCAGGAAGCAAGAACUGGAUUUCUCUUCAAAUCGGUUGUACAGCCA